Messenger RNA from Vigna angularis (adzuki bean), 2743 nucleotides. Its product is annotated as pentatricopeptide repeat-containing protein At4g18840. The record is from RefSeq and is a predicted model, not a curated record. The transcript has 2 exons. Lineage: Eukaryota; Viridiplantae; Streptophyta; Magnoliopsida; Fabales; Fabaceae. The coding region runs from base 262 to 1866 and encodes 534 amino acids. Gene Ontology annotation, molecular function: RNA binding; protein binding. Gene Ontology annotation, biological process: RNA modification.
GAAUAUGUGACUACUUUCUUAUUUGAUUUAUCUUUGUUUUCCUUUUUGUUUUAUGUUUUUUUAUCAUGUUGUGUGAACGGUUCUAUUGCUAGCUUAUCAAACAUCAAGCCAGAUUUUUCGUAUACAAUUUUAAUAUUAUUGCUCCUUCAUGCUGGAAGGAAAUCAGUGCUUUUGGGUUGGGCUUUAGCAAUCAAUCACAUUGAUGCUCUACAACGAAAGCCUUUGAACUUGCAUUGCCUGUGACAGCGAGACACAGCACAAAUGUUAGGAACAUAUUCACGCAUAAGGUAUGUGCUUGAGCACCUCUGUUCCAUGUUGGAACUGACACAAGUCCAAGCCAUUAUCACCAAAGCAGGCUUUCAAACCCAUACUCCUUUCAUUGAUAGGUUAAUAUUCUUCUCCGCACUUUCUCCUACGGGAGACCUCUCCCAUGCUCAUUCCCUCUUCCUACAAACUUCUAUGAACAACUCCUUCCUUUGCAACACUAUGAUUCGAGCCUUUGCCAAGUCUUCCUUCCCUCUUCAAGCUCUAUACAUAUACAGCCACAUGCAGACCUCAGAUGUUGUAUCUGACCAUUUCACCUACAACUUUGUGCUCAAGGCUUGCUCUAGAGCAUACAAGUUUGUCCAAGAAUUUGGUGAGUGCGAUGAGAUCACUAUUGUUUCCAAAGGGGGUGAAGUUCACUGUACUGUUAUCAAACUGGGGUUUGAUCAAGACCCCUCAAUUCAGAACUCUUUGCUCUAUAUGUACUCUCAAUGUGGAUUGGUCCAUGUUGCCCAACACUUGUUUGAUGAAAUCAGUAACAGAAGUUUGGUUUCUUGGAAUAUCAUGAUAUCGGCAUACCAUCGUGUCAACAAUUCUAAGUCAGCUGAUUACCUUCUUGAAUCAAUGCCACUCAAGAAUGUUGUUUCAUGGAACACUGUCAUUGGAAGGUACAUCAGGUCAGGUGAUAUUGAGGGUGCAAGAAGGGUGUUCCAAGUUAUGCCCGAGAGGGAUGUUGUGUCCUGGAAUUCUAUGAUUGCUGGUUUUGUGUCCGUUAAGGAUUAUGCAGGAGCAUUGACACUGUUUUCUGAGAUGCAAAACGCUAAAAUAAGACCCACCGAAGUGACGUUUAUUUCAGUUCUGGGUGCCUGUGCCGAAACUGGUGCACUAGAAAUGGGAAGCAAAAUACACGAGUCUCUCAAAGCGUCUGAGCAUAAGAUUGAAGGGUAUUUGGGAAACGCCCUUCUGAAUAUGUAUUCUAAAUGUGGAAAUUUGAGUUCAGCUUGGGAGGUAUUUAGAGGGAUGGGGAUAAAAACUACGAGUUGUUGGAAUGCUAUGAUUGUUGGUUUGGCUGUCCACGGUUACUGUGAGGAAGCUCUGACGUUGUUUUCAGAGAUGGAAUGCGGGCUUGGUACUGUUAGGCCGAAUCGAGUAACAUUUAUUGGUGUUUUGAUUGCUUGUAGUCAUAAGGGUUGGGUAGAUAAAGCAAGAUGGUAUUUUGAUCAUAUGGUGAAGUAUAAAAUUGUGCCCGAAAUCAAGCAUUAUGGUUGCAUGAUUGAUCUUUUUAGUAGAUUUGGUUUGCUGGAAGAGGCACAUCAGAUGAUCAGGACUUCUCCUUUCCAAAAUAGAUCCAUUUUAUGGAGAACGUUGCUGGGUGCUUGUAGGACACAAGGGAACAUGGAGCUGGCUAAGGUGUCAUUCCUACAACUUGCCAAAUUGAAAAGUCUAUCAGACGGAGAUUAUGUGUUGUUAUCUAACAUUUAUGCUGAAGCUGAGAGAUGGGAUGAGGUUGAGCGAUUAAGGAGUGAAAUGAUUGACUUGCAUGUCUCUAAGCAAGUUGGACACAGCCAAAUUGAUAUGACUGAAUGUGAUAAGCUUUCCUAAAUAAACUAUUUAACCCCUUUUUUAUACUGGAUAUUUCUUAGCUUUCUCGUAGUUAUAAUAUUUUUUUAAUAGAAUUGUAGUGCUAAAGCAUCAUAGUGUUAAUUGACAUCUUAACUAUGUUGAUGCCACAAUUAGCAAAAAUCAUCUGCUGCUGCCCAAUCUAUAAAAUAAAGGAGAAAAAAAAUGGGAGACUAAACCAAAACCAACUAGAAAGACUUAUAACAAGGAAGUUGAAGUCUAUUUCUGAAAAAAUAAUAAUUUAAAAAGAAGGUACGUUAUCUCAACAUGUACGGCACUGCAAACUAAUUCCAAAAUUUGUUAGAUGAUGAUAUUUAUAGGUUAUUAUUAUUCAAUUGGUAUAUUUUGGGUUAUAAAAGUGUAUUUCUCUUUACAAAGAGGAAGGAAUGAAAAAGAUCAAUAUUUAUCUUUUAGCUUCUUCAUAGCUUUAAUGGCAGUUUGAGAUAUUUUAGAGCAGUGUAGCUUUUAGCUUCCUAACAAAACCCAUGUGGAUUUUGGCGUUCAGUGAUAUCAUAUUAUCCUUUAUUGUUCUGGAUAAAUAAGAAAGAAUAUCCUGAACACCAUUUGAAGUUGUGUACUUAGAAUAAUUGGUACUCUUCAAAUAACCUGUGUGUUUGUAGUAAUUAUUUUUCAUGAUAUAAUUCAAGAAAUGGUGAGACUGAGAAACUAUUCUUUCGAUUCAAUUUGGAGGAAAAGUUGAUGUGUUGUUGCAUUAUGCUGGUGUUUUUUUUAAAAUAAUUUGUAGCCAGAUUUAUUUGGUAAUAAAGGAUAUUCAUUUUACUAUGUCUAGGUCAAACAGAAUAUGUAUUGUUGGAUUUGAAUACAUGUAUUUAAAGAACUAGUGUGUUCCCUCAAUUAU